Messenger RNA from Passer domesticus (house sparrow), 2041 nucleotides. It is a transcript of the gene TBPL2, whose product is annotated as TATA-box binding protein like 2. Lineage: Eukaryota; Metazoa; Chordata; Aves; Passeriformes; Passeridae. Gene Ontology annotation, molecular function: DNA binding; RNA polymerase II general transcription initiation factor activity. The transcript has 7 exons. Gene Ontology annotation, biological process: DNA-templated transcription initiation. The coding region runs from base 280 to 1242 and encodes 320 amino acids. The record is from RefSeq and is a predicted model, not a curated record.
CAAGUCCAUUCCUCUUCAGCCUGCAGGCUCAGAGGAGCUCGGGCACAGGUUGUGUUUUUUAGGCUCUUGUAAAGGAUGCAAGAGCACCCCGAUUUCUGUAAUCCUGCAGGAUGGGGCAAACCCUCUCAGACAGCCGUGCAGGCAGACCAGAGGCUCCAAGGCUGGUAGAUGAGGGUAAAGCUCCCCGCUGUGAUGGGCUCUGCUCCCUGACACGUGGCACCUGGGGGUUAAAAGCAGCACCGGAGCAGGGUUGGCAGCUUUGUGUCGGUGGCUGUGCCCAUGGAGGGCGUGUCGCCGCUGGAGCGGUACCUGGAGAGCUGCAGCGGGCAGGAUGACUUCUCCACUAGUCCUCAUCUGUUCUCUCCUGUGAGCCCUUAUGAUUUAGAACUUCCAAUUCAAGCAUCUUCCCAGUUAAGUCAGUCCAAGGAGCUCCAUACAGACUUCUCCUCCGUGGACCUCAGCUUUCUCCCAGAUGUCACCCAAGAUAACAAAGAACAAAACCUCUCAGAGGAUGGUCAUGAAACCCAAAAAGAGCUUGAUGGGUCACUACCAAGUAAGGAGGAGAGUGGUGUUUUCAUGGAUGAAAGCAGCUUGUCACAUCCAGGUGCAGCUCAGCCAUCUCCUGAAGCACCUGGCGAGUGUCCUCCCCUGACUCCCCUAACUCCGAUCACCCCGGCAACAUCUGCCUCAGAAAGUUCUGGAAUAGUCCCCCAGCUACAGAAUAUCGUGUCAACUGUAAACUUGGGUUGUAAACUGCAUCUGAAGAACAUAGCUUUGCGUGCCAGAAAUGCAGAGUAUAACCCAAAGAGGUUUGCUGCUGUGAUCAUGAGAAUCAGGGAGCCACGAACAACAGCACUCAUCUUCAGUUCAGGAAAAAUGGUCUGCACAGGAGCAAAAAGUGAAGAGCAGUCAAGGCUGGCAGCCAGGAAAUACGCACGGGUGGUGCAGAAGCUCGGCUUCCCUGCCAAGUUCUUGGACUUCAAGAUCCAGAAUAUGGUGGGGAGCUGUGAUGUGAGGUUCCCCAUCCGCCUGGAAGGCUUGGUUCUCACCCACCAGCAGUUCAGCAGCUAUGAACCUGAACUAUUCCCUGGCCUGGUUUAUAGGAUGGUCAAACCAAGGAUAGUGCUGCUUAUCUUUGUGUCUGGGAAAGUUGUACUGACUGGAGCAAAAGACCGUUCUGAACUCUGUGAGGCAUUUGAGAACAUCUACCCCAUUUUAAGAGGUUUCAAGAAACCAUCGUGACACGGCUCCCAAAGCAAUCCAGAAUAACACCUGGGCUUGUGCUGCUGUGCAUGGAGCAGAACCAAGGGCAUUCCUGGACCCAUCUCUGGAUUAUUAAGCAAAUUAUUCUUUUCUGAAUGCCACAUAUGCUGAUUUCUUUCUGUAACUUGUGAAAUGUUCUUUUCUUUCAGAUUAUCUGUCUGUAAUCCACCUAAGUUCUGACAAUUUCUGUCAAGUUAAAACACUUGAUAAAUGCAUCCACUUUUAAUAGAAUGUAUGUUAAGGUGGCACUUAAAAAUAUUUUGUAAUAGAAAAUUUAGUAAUUUGUCUCUUUCCCUGUUGAACAGGUGAAUCCACACUGCACUUCAAAUUGGCUUAAUCAGCAUCCUCAGCUCUAAGGGUCCUGAAUUGCUCCUGCAGUGUUGUAGUUUCAUGUUUAAGCUGAACAUACAUUAUUGUCUACAACAUGGUUUACAAAAUCCUGCAUGAGUUGAUUUUGGUGGUUAGAACACAAGUUCUGGAAUCGCCCUGAUCCCACUGGCUGGAUAAACUCUUUGUGUGUGAGGGUACAGGGUUUUCUUCCACAGAGGAGACAUUCCAGGCCCUGGCUGCUGGGAUAUAGCUAGAAAAUCUGUGGGUGGUGGGGUCUAACUAAUUAAAUUGUCUAAUUUGACAUGGGACAAGUUAAGAGUUUAACCAAAUGGGUACCCACUUGUAUUACUCCCUCAGAUGAUGGGAGUUUGGUGCAGACAGAAGCAUGUUGGUUUGGAACUUUGUUAAAAAUAGAUUUGAGGAAAAUACAAAAAGCCUUGGAUGCUCA